AUGCAAUGCAUGAAAUGGGCCUUGCAUCUCGUAAGCCAUACAGAAAAUGUGCCAGAGUCGUUGGUGAGAACUGGUGGUCUCAAAACUGCAUAUCAUGUUUGUCUAGCCUGCCCAUGGAUUUGGAGUUAUCUAGUACUCGGUAAAUUCCAUCCUCAUGGAGAUUCAGCCGUCUAUGAAACUUUAGUGCGAAUGGCUCAGGACUUUUCAAUGAGGUACCCACUUGUUCAAGGACAUGGUAACUUUGGUUCAAUAGAUGCCGAUCCUCCCGCUGCAAUGCGAUACACAGAGUGCCGCUUGGAUCCAUUAACAGAAGCCAUGUUCCUGACUGAUUUGGAGCUGAAUACAGUUGACUACGUUCCGAACUUUGAUAAUUCACAGAAAGAACCAUCUCUGUUGCCAGCUCGUGUUCCAUCACUACUGUUGAAUGGAUCUUCUGGAAUUGCAGUUGGAAUGGCGACGAAUAUUCCUCCCCACAAUCUGGGAGAACUUGUUGAUGCACUCUCUGCUAUAAUUCAAAACCCUGAUGCUACGCUCCAAGAACUACUGGAAUACAUGCCUGGUCCUGACUUUCCUACAGGAGGGAUACUCAUGGGAAAUGAUUGUAUUUUGGAGGCCUAUAGAACCGGGCGUGGUCGAAUUGUGAUGAGAGGCAAAACCGUCAUGGAAACAAUUGAUGAGAAAACCAAGCGCACGGCUAUCAUAAUUAAUGAGGUUCCGUACCAGACAAAUAAAUCUACUCUAGUCCAAAGGAUAGCGGAGCUUGUUGAAGACAAGGUGUUAGAAGGCAUCAGUGAUAUUCGGGAUGAAAGUGACCGUGCUGGAAUGCGUGUAGUUAUCGAGGUGAAAAGAGGUGCAAAUCCUGCCAUUGUCCUGAAUAACCUGUAUCGUCAUACAGCAUUGCAGUCUAGUUUUAGCUGCAACAUGGUAGCUAUUCUUGAUGGGCAUCCAAAACUGAUGGGACUGAAGGAAAUUCUUCAGGCGUUCCUUGACUUCAGAUGCUCUGUUAUUGAAAGGCGUGCAAAGUUUAAGCUUUCACAAGCUCUAGAAAGAAAGCAUAUUGUGGAGGGCAUUGUCAUUGGUCUUGACAAUUUAGAUGCUGUAAUUCAAGUGAUAAGAGAAACAUCAAAUCACACCGUGGCAAAGGAAGCUUUAGCAAAGGAAUAUGGUCUAUCUGAGAAGCAAGCAGAAGCACUUUUGGACAUUACACUUAGGAAACUUACUUCCCUUGAGCGGAAGAAGUUUAUUGAUGAAGCUAAUUCAUUGUCGGAGAGCAUUUCAAAGUUAAAUGAGCUCCUGUCAAGCAAGAAACUUAUGUUUCAGCUUAUCGAACAAGAAGCAGCUGAUUUAAAGAGCAAAUUUGCUACCCCACGACGUUCUUUCCUAGAAGAUUCAGCAAACGGCGAAGUUGAUGAUAUGGAUGUUAUUCCUAACGAAGAAAUGCUUUUGAUUCUUAGCGAGAAAGGCUAUCUUAAGCGGAUGAAUCCCAACACCUUCAAUUUACAAAACCGGGGGACAAUUGGAAAAUCUGUUGGAAAGAUGCGAACGAAUGACAAUAUGUCGGAUUUCAUUGUCUGCCAAACACAUGACCAUAUUCUUUAUUUCAGUGACAAGGGGAUAGUAUACUCUGAACGUGCUUAUAAGAUACCUGAAUGCACAAGAGUUGCUGCUGGGACUCCAUUAGUACAGCUGCUCAAUUUGUCUGAUGGGGAGAGAAUAACCUCCAUUGUUCCUGUGAAUAAAUUUGUUGAAGACCAAUAUUUAGUGAUGCUGACUGUUAACGGCUAUAUCAAGAAAGUUCCUCUUAAUGCCUUCGCGUCAAUCAGGUCAACAGGAAUCAUUUCAAUGCGCCUGGUUCCCGGCGACGAGCUCAAGUGGGUCCGUCUCUGUAGGGAUGACGACCUUGUUGCUUUGGCUUCACAAAGUGGGAUGGUUAUAGUCAACACAUGCAACAAGCUUCGUCCGCAUGGAAGAACUACAAGAGGUAUGGGUGCAAUGAGGCUAAAGGAAGAUGACAAGAUGGCAGCCAUGGAUAUAAUUCCAUCGACAACCCAUACAAUGCCUGGAAAAACUGUCAGCAGGGUCAGAGACUUGAGUCCUCCAUGGCUGCUCUUCAUAGCUGAAAAUGGUUAUGGGAAGCGUGUGCCCCUAAAUGCUUUCCGUCAAUCAAGCUUCAAUAGAGUAGGCUUGCGAGGCUACAAGCUUCCAGAAGAUUGCCGCUUAGCUGCUGUGUUUGUCGUUGGGGAACCGACUGAUGACGAUGCAAGUGAGGAGCAGGUUGUUUUAGUUAGCCAUGGUGGCACUGUAAACAGAAUCAAGGUCAAAGAUAUAUCCAUCCAGGGUCGUGGGGCAAAGGGAGUAAUUCUGAUGAGGCUGGAGCAUGCUGGGAAGAUCCAGUCAGCUUCACUAAUAUCAGCCACAGCCGCGGAAGAGAUCUUGGAAGAUUGA
Triticum turgidum subsp. durum (durum wheat) is the source of this 2445-nucleotide messenger RNA. The record is from the annotation of a GenBank genome assembly. NCBI's taxonomy places the organism in Eukaryota, Viridiplantae, Streptophyta, Magnoliopsida, Poales, Poaceae.